Messenger RNA from Dreissena polymorpha, 2728 nucleotides. RefSeq lists its product as uncharacterized. The record is from RefSeq and is a predicted model, not a curated record. The coding region runs from base 545 to 2677 and encodes 710 amino acids. Lineage: Eukaryota; Metazoa; Mollusca; Bivalvia; Myida; Dreissenidae. The transcript is spliced from 10 exons.
GUUUGUUCACGUCAAUACGUCAGUAACUGUAUGCGUUGAUAGUUCAAAACCGUUGUUGACAUUGGGACUGUUUAAAGAGCCAGUUGUGGUCGAUUAGCGAGUUCAGCUAUGACGUCAUGUCCGGUAUAAACAUCAAAUGUCGUGCAGUUUCAAGUCUCGUGUGGUCGUGAUGAUGUCGAUUUAUUUAGAAUAUCGAUAAGAUAGAAUCACAGAUUCAGUUAUACUGUUAAAGUAGAGCGCGCUUAUUGAAGCAAAUGUAAAUGUGAUAAUGUUAAAUACAUAGUAUAUGCUAUAAGGUAAAAAGUAAUCAUAAAUAACCAUAUCAAGCGAUAUUGGACAAUAAAAGCAUUAAGUUAUAUAUUAUAAAUAAAUAUUAUUGCUCUGCGCAUAAAUAUGUUAUAUUUAUGUCUAAAUGCAAAGAAGUAACAUUUGCAAUGUCGAAAUAACGGAUAAAAAAAUAAAUAGCAAACUUGUUGUUUAGUUUUCGGAUAUAGUUAAGCUCAAUACAAAUUGAAGUUGUUUAACUGAUAUUUAUUGUGCAAUAAUGUGUUCAAUACAUAAUUCGGUGAAUAUUUAUUGGAGAACUAUAUGUGUGAGCUUAUUGUUUGUCACUUACGGUGGGUGGGGAAUGUUCAUACCGCCGACAGGGAGUGUGGAUAUUAAAACGGAGCCCUGCAUACUUAAACCGAACAAUACUGGCAUACCCUGUGUUAUGUACACGAUUGGCUACGAAAACAGCGGCGAGGCUUGCUCGAACCUUCCGGCCCUCUUCCCUCACCUGUACGAGGUCGAGGACCCUGCUGGCCUCACCUGGCCGAGUGAAGUGCUCAAUAACAAGGUCGUGGAGAACACCAUUGCAUGGAAUGCCCUAGCAGAAGGUAGCAUUCGCUACUUGAAGGGCUACCAGAUAUACGAAGAGGGAGCUGAUGGUAACACCAUCGGAAGCGAGAUCUGCAAAAUUAUAGACCUCUCAAAUGUUACAAAAGAUCAGUACCAGCCUUUGAGUAAGUCGUACUUCAUCCUUGUGAACUCAGAGGGCGGUGCGAUGUCGGUGACGAUCAAAGCACUUCCACUUCCGAUGGUCAACGCGAGCGUUCCGAGCGUCCCGACCGCCAUGGCCAUACCACCGUCACCGCAGGUGUACCAUCCGAAUCUGACGGUAUCCGUAGAUUAUCUCCAGUUGAACGUCAGUGCCGUGAACGUGUCCUUGAAGGUGACGCCGGAAGUGAAGGAUCUAAACGUCAUGAUCGUGCGCGUGCUGAGAGACCAAGCGGUCUUACAGCAGUUACGUGUGCCAGUUUCAACGGAAUAUUUUACUAUAGGAAACUUAACAGAUGGAAAGUAUAGCAUGCAGUUCAUCCCGGAAGACACCAGUGCCUUCGGCACGAAGGGUCCGUGUUUGUGUUACCUUGGAAACGAGACUAACUGCGUGCCAUGUCUGCGCUACACGAGUGAGAUCUCCGUGGUCUCGAACACAGUCACCGAGAGCGAAGGGACAUCUGCUGCCACUAUCGCUGUCGUCGUGGUAACGCUAUUUGCCAUGGCGGCCAUAUUGGUCGUAUUCUUGUAUAUACUGCGCAGAACCGGAAGACUUCCUGAUUGGCUGAAACGUUACAUCUCAAGGAGUGGAAAUGAAAGCGAUGCUAGCACAGGAACAAGUACAAGGAAGCACACCUUUACGAUUCAAAUCCUCUACGCAUACGACCACGCGGCUCACAAUGAUUCCAUCAAAGCGCUGACAGCACUCCUAAAGACCAGCCUUCAGUGUCGCGUGUUACUGAACGGGAUGGAUGAGUUGGCAUGGUACGACACCUCGAACACGUCUCUGUCCUCUCAGGAGAGUUACCGGGAGGUGGACGCCCCGGUGACCUGCGUUACAGACGCCCCGGCAAUAUUCGAAACAGAAGCCUCGGUAACAUGUGAAACAGACGCCCCGGCGACCUGCGGGACGGACAUAUUCUUGUUCGUGCACUCUGACUGGGUAGACAUACUCGUGAAAGCGGUCCAAACAGGGGAGGUCACCCCAAGUGAUGUGGUGAAUCAAAGGGACCACUCUUUUCUUUUAAGUUUUAACGAACUUUGCACAAGUCCAGAUCUCAGAGAUCGUACAGUGUCGUUACAAUUCAUGUACUCGUCAGAGAGUUCCGUCAUCCGAGAACCAUUUCUUGGUGUCCUGUUCACGUUGCCAGAUAACACCGACGCGUUGAUAAAUCAUAUCCGAAACAGACUCUGUCCGAAUACCAUGACAAACCCGGUGGUCAAUCCCACUGACAAAUUGAAUCUCGCUUCGCAAAUAAACACAGCCUUCAUGUUCCAAACCACGCAUAGACUCUGGUUGAAGACAAAACUGUUCUCUCUAAAGGAAUCGCAAUCGAGUGACGACUCGGGGGUGGUGGUGUCCCGCCGCCGGAAAUGCAGGCCUCGCAGCCUGCGUUCCCGAAGUGCCGACACAAUGACCUGUCAUGAAUGUCAAUCGGCCCUCAGUAGGCGCCAUGUGUGUGAACACUGUGAUCAAAUUAGCGGCACAAGGCUGCGUUCGAACUCAUGUACCGUCAGUUUCUUUCCGCCCGACAACGUUGAAGACGCUAGUGUCGGAUUUAGUAUUUUAGAAACAAGGUUUGCAAACGUCAAUAAAAGAUACGUUUCAUCGGACAGUAUAGGAAAAUCAAUAAUCUAGCAGUCAAUAAAAUAAAACCGAUCAUUUUUUAUUACAAAUGAUCAACCAGUU